Messenger RNA from Punica granatum (pomegranate), 881 nucleotides. The record is from RefSeq and is a predicted model, not a curated record. NCBI's taxonomy places the organism in Eukaryota, Viridiplantae, Streptophyta, Magnoliopsida, Myrtales, Lythraceae.
AUGCGCAAGUUUUCAAGUGGAGCCCAUUUUAGUCGAAGCUUGUUCAAGAGAUUGAGUUCCCUUGGAAAAUUGAAGCAUCCACUCAAUGUGCAGUACAGAAUGCACCUUUCAAUAAGUUGCUUUCCAAAUCAGAUAUUUGACAGCGGCCAGAUCCAUGAUGGCUUGAAUGUAAAACAUGAGAGUUACACCAAGCAAUAUCUAUCGGACCAGAUUUCCGGUUCAUAUUCUUUCAUAAAUGUUUCUGAGGGAGGGAAAGAGCGCAAAAAGAACAGACCAAGCCUGAGAAACCUUGUACAGGCUGCUGCAGCUUUACGGAUUUUGGACAAUCUCUAUGAAGCAUGGAGCUUGUCAUCAAAGGAAAAGCUAAGCGUCGGGAUAAGACCACCUUAUGCAGGGAUCUCCGGGUUCCAAUUUCUUGGCAGAUGCCGUCCGACGUUCCCUGCUGCAGAGAUUCUUUAAGCGUGAAUAACAAAAGGCACUUUCAAUUUUGAACUGGACAUAGAGCAUUCGAAGGUGGAGGAGAGCUUGCUAUCGAUGAAAUUCUGCUCGCUGUCAUUAGGAACUGAUCAAGGCGGCAAGGAAGUGCAGCUCUCAUUUGAACUUACCAAGGAACAACGCGAGAUAAUCGAGUUCCCAAAGGGCACCUUCAUACAAGGAAGGCGGGAAGACAGUUACUGACAAUGAAGUUGCUUCAGAGGGAGCAACUUUCACCAAAUGGCUACAAGUGAUUCUGCUGUUACAAGAGCUGUGAAAUUUUUUUCUCUAAACAAGUCUCAUCUCUGGAACAAUGAUUCAAAGUGAUUCUGCUAUUAGCCUUCGUAACUUUGCUUUACAAAAUUGUCUCAAUCAAAGCCCCUUCUGCCUGGUCUCUAGUUUCCCCA